This is a messenger RNA of Ostreococcus lucimarinus CCE9901, 960 nucleotides long. RefSeq lists its product with no specific name. Gene Ontology annotation, biological process: protein phosphorylation. The annotation marks the transcript as partial. Lineage: Eukaryota; Viridiplantae; Chlorophyta; Mamiellophyceae; Mamiellales; Bathycoccaceae. The record is from RefSeq and is a predicted model, not a curated record. The transcript has a single exon. Gene Ontology annotation, molecular function: protein serine/threonine kinase activity; ATP binding.
GAUGAUUUCGAUAUAUUGAAAUUGGUCGGACAGGGCGCGUUCGGGAAGGUGUUUCAAGUGAGGAAAAAAGAUAGCGGGGCGAUAUACGCGAUGAAGGUGAUGAAGAAGGAACGCAUCGUGGAGAAGGACCAAGCCGAGUACACGAGAGCGGAGCGAGACAUUUUGACGGCGGUGACGCAUCCGUUCAUCGUGAGUCUGCGGUAUUCGUUCCAGACGACGAGUAAAUUGUACUUGAUUUUAGAAUUUAUUAACGGCGGGCACUUGUUUUUUCAGUUGUAUCAGCAAGGGACGUUCGGGGAUGAGCUGACCAAGUUUUACAUUUCGGAAAUUUGUCUCGCCAUCGGGCACUUGCACUCGCUGAGCAUCAUGCAUAGGGAUUUGAAACCGGAGAACAUAUUGGUCGAUCACGAUGGACACGUGAAGAUUACGGAUUUCGGGUUGGCGAAGAGGAUCGUUGACGAUAAGCGCGCGAAUUCGCUCGCGGGAUCGAUCGAUUACAUGGCGCCGGAAAUCUUAAACGCCAAGGGACACGGCAAGACGGCGGAUUGGUGGUCCGUGGGAGUGCUGAUGUUCGAGAUGUUGUCCGGCACGCUGCCUUUCAAGGGGAAGAACAAGCAAGCGGUGCAAAAGGCAAUCUGCAGCGAAAAAGUCAAGGUGCCGAAUUACUUCCAACCCGAAGCCGUGGGGCUCAUCAAGGGUUUAUUGGCGAAAGAUCCGUCGAUGCGCCUCGGUCGCGGCGACGACGGCACGGCGGAUAUCAAAAGUCACAAAUAUUUUAAAGGCGUGGACUGGGCGAAGAUCGCCGCAAAGGCGAAUCCUCCACCGUUCAAGCCGAACGUUCACGGCGAGCACUGCACCGCAAACUUCGACACGCGAUGGACGGAUGUCGAUCCCGUGGACUCCGUCGCCGCGACGCCCGUCUCCGGCGAACAAGAAAAAUUCCUCGGAUUCACCUUCGUA